GCAGGUUAAGAAACACGGAGGAAAAGCAUCAGGUGCAUCCUGAAGCGAUAUGCAAGACUUCGCCGUUUAGUUGAAAAGCUAGCAAUACUGCGUAUAGCUUCAGGCUGUCAUAUGGGCUGCCUGCUGUAAUAUCCUGAUCGCUUCCGGUCGUAGGUAAGGAGCUACCAGGCAGGAUAUUUCUUACUUCAGACCAAACAUGUCACCUCACAACCAACCUUCAGCCCAAACCGCCAAACCCAAAUCUAUCCAUCCGGAUCUACGAAUCCCCAGGGCAAACCUACAUCUCACAUCAGUUUCUCGCAAAUCACUCCUUCAGCCAGAGCAGCCUCAUAGCACGCUUGCGCCGCGGAUCGCUUACAUCUGCAUUCCUACAUGGUGGAUCAGUACUUUUCUCCUGCAGGGAAGGCUGCAACCAACAGCAAUUAUCUCCAGGGGGCAGAACACCGGCUCGCAUGGGCAUGCAGUAAUGCUUUCUGUAAUUGGGGAAGGCGCGGCCAGGGCAGCGGCGAGGAGAGUUGCGAGGACAAAGGUGAGCUUCAUGGUGAUUGAUGUUGUAGUCUGUGAAAUAAUGUGUUGAAGUAUGGUGAUGGAUGUUUAGUCGAGCGAACCUUUCGUCUUUUUAUGCGAAACAUGAUAUUCCGAGAGUCAGC
Messenger RNA from Parastagonospora nodorum SN15, 650 nucleotides. RefSeq lists its product as hypothetical. Bases 197 to 577 code for a protein of 126 amino acids. Lineage: Eukaryota; Fungi; Ascomycota; Dothideomycetes; Pleosporales; Phaeosphaeriaceae. The record is from RefSeq and is a predicted model, not a curated record. The transcript has 2 exons.